Aspergillus pseudoviridinutans is the source of this 1143-nucleotide messenger RNA. RefSeq names its product putative protein transport membrane glycoprotein Sec20. Gene Ontology annotation, biological process: retrograde vesicle-mediated transport, Golgi to endoplasmic reticulum. Gene Ontology annotation, cellular component: endoplasmic reticulum; SNARE complex. Gene Ontology annotation, molecular function: SNAP receptor activity. The coding region runs from base 1 to 1143 and encodes 380 amino acids. The transcript is spliced from 3 exons. Lineage: Eukaryota; Fungi; Ascomycota; Eurotiomycetes; Eurotiales; Aspergillaceae. The record is from RefSeq and is a predicted model, not a curated record.
AUGGCUUCAACAGCUGCUCUCCAAGCUCGCCUCAAAGAGCUCUCAAUAGCUCUGGCUCAGAUACACCCGCUCAUCGAUCGCCUAAGGAAUUUCACAAUGGCUAUUGGUCAAGGUGACGAGGCCCGCCUGGAAUUAGGACAGGAAAUACAUGGCUCAUUGAAAGAGGCCGAAGAGCAGAUGGAGAUCCUGAAGGUUGAAGUUGAGGCUCUCGAAACUGGUAAUGAAGGCGCACGGAAAAGUGUGGACAAUUCGAAAGAGAUGGAAAAAGAGCGGAUCGUUUCGUUGACGGGGAGGUUGACCGAUGAGAUCAAGAGGACGAGGGUGGAAUUUCGCAAUGCUCAGCUCCAGGCGAAACGAAAUGCGGAGGCUGCAAAACGCAAGGAGAGGGAGCUAUUGUUUUCGAGGUCACAGAGCGCCGAGCGCCGAAGUCAAUCUACCGAGAAGCUGUCGCAUGAUGAUAUUGUCAAGAACGCCUCAAGCGAUGUUACCGCAGCAUUGCGCAGGACGCACCAGCUGAUGCAGGCGGAACUAUCUCGAAGUCAAUUCGCCCACCAGACUCUAGAACAAUCGACAGCUGCCCUAUCUUCAUUGUCGGAGUCCUACACCGAUCUCGACUCUCUCCUCUCAUCCUCCCGCAACCUCAUCGGUUCUCUCCUCAGAUCCCAAAAGUCUGACACUUGGUACCUGGAAACAGCGUUCUAUAUUCUGGUUGGAACAAUAUCUUGGCUCAUAUUCCGUCGCAUAUUAUAUGGACCACUCUGGUGGCUUGUGUGGCUGCCGAUUAAACUGACAACGAAGUUCGCAUUCGCUGUCAUUGGAACAGUCGGGAUCACUAGCACGGCCGUUCAAUCACAUUCUUCAGCAUCACUCAGUCAAAGCAUGCCUCAGGAAGCACCAACGUUGGGACAAACUGCCUUCAUGCCUAGCGCUUCCAUCAGCGCUUCCGAAGAGCAACCUGAAACUGAUCGCAUGAUUGAUCAGAUUGGCGAUAUGGUAGACAAGAACGGCAGAUUGGAGGAAGAAACCAACAUCGACGAUGUGUCACCGGAAGAGAGGCAACGACAGGAAGAGAUCCCCCGAAAUCCAAAGAAACGCAUGUACGAAGCUACGGAAGUCGAACAAAACCGGAGAGAUGAAUUAUAG